UACUGAACAAAAUAUUUCACGGCAGAAUAUGAGCUGGGGAUUGAUCUGCGGACGAGAGUGUGACGUCACAGCAGCUCCCUGGAGAUCGCCGGGGGAGUGAGUGAGUGAGUGAGUGAGUGAGUGAGUGAGUGAGAGAGUGCGCAGGAUGCUGAGCUGAACAGCUGAUUCUGUGCAUUUAACCAGUAUGGAAAGCUCCAUUCCGCUAACCUAGCAUACAUUGCAGUAUAUAAAGGGCACCAUUUUCACUAAACGCUGCAAAGGAAAACGCACCAGCUUCACAAUGGAGCGUCUUCUGCAUUCACCUGGCCGGACACGGGAAGAGUACCGGUACCAAACAGCGCGUCCUUCAUCACAGCUCACCUCAAGGUCUGCCUUCAGCAGAGGUAACGAAAUCCUUAGCGAAUUCGCCGCUAAACCAGCCGAUAGCUUAGAUUUUUCAAACAAAUAUGCAGGUGGAAUGAAUCUGAGGAAAAUUAGUGAGAAAAAAUUACUGCAGGGGCUCAAUGACCGCUUCGCGGGAUUCAUCGAGAAGGUCCAUCACCUGGAAAACCAAAACAGAGCGCUAGAGAAAGAAAUCGAGGCCAUUAGACAGAGAGCAAAAUCCUCUUCUUCUCUUUCCAAAGAGUAUGAAUCAGAACUUGGUAGUCUGAGGCAGCAAGUUCAUGAGAUAGGCCUUCAAAAGCAUCAGAUUGAGAUAAACCGCCAGAACCUGGAGGAUGAGUUUAACACUUUGAGAGAAAAGUACGAGAGAGAGGCUUGUGAUCGAGCUGAUGCGGAGGACAGCAUUUCGGUACUAAAGAAAUGCAUUAAUGACGCAAACCUAACCAAACAAGAAAUGGACAGAAAAGCUAAAGCUCUCGAAGAGGAGAUCGGCUUCUUGAAGAAGAACCACGAAAGCGAGGUAGCCGAAAUGAUGGCCCAAAUCCAAGAGGGUCAUGUGACAGUAGAAAUGAGUGAUUUUAGUAGAAGUGAUGUCACUGCAGCUCUGAGAGACAUCAGGAUGCAACUCGAAGGUCACACGGACCCUGACAUCCAAUAUGCUGAGGAACGCUUUCGAGCACAGCUUGCUAAACUGACCAAAGCUGCUGAGGUCAACAGAGAAGCCCUCAUGGCCACUAAAGCAGAGAUUAAUGAACACCGGAGACAGCUCCAGUCCAGGAACAUUGAGCUCGACUCUGUGAAAGGUGUGAGAGAAGCGCUGGAGAGGCAGCUGUAUGACCUCGAGCAACGACACAAUGCUGAAAUCCAUCACUACCAGGACACAAUCAGAGAGUUGGAAUUGGAGCUGAAAAAUGCUAAAUAUGACAUGAGCAGUCAUCUGAGGGAGUACCAGGACCUUCUCAAUGUCAAAAUGGCACUGGAUGCUGAAAUCUAUUCCUACAGAAAACUUUUGGAGGGUGAAGAGUCGAGGUACUCUACAAUCUCAGAUGCUCAUAUUUCAGUACCAUACAUUUACAGACAGUCACCCAUCUAUACUCUCCCGUGUGUCAAAAGACAGGGGGGAGCAACUCGAAAAGCAGAGCCUCAGUACAAAUUCGUCGAAGAGAUUAUUACAGAGACCACCAGAGAAGAUGUGGAGAUAUCCGACUCUGGCUCUGAUGGAAAAGAGGGUGACAGACCAGAGGAGGAGAGCAGUGAGAAGGAUGCACAGGGUGAAACUCCACAAGAGACUGAAGAACCAGCCAGUCCUGAAUUAGAAACAGAGGAAAAUGAAGUCAAACCAAGUGAUGAUAAAGUGGAUGAGCCAGCUGAAAAAACUCCAGAUGAUUCUGAGGUACAUAAAGAUGCCGACUCUGAACCAAUUCAGCAAUCUACAGAAGAAGCUACUGAUGAACAAGAUAAAGAUGAGGAAUUAGACUCAAAAGACACUGAACACAAAGACCUGAAGGAUGACAUGCAGGACAAAGUAGAAGAACCUGGAGAGGAAAAUAAACAAGCUAAAGAGACAGAGAAAGAUGUCCCCAAACCAGAUCUGUCAGAAAAGCAAGAAAUGCCAGAGGGAUCAAAAACUAGAGAAAAAGAAAAACCAUCUCAGGAACUGCAAGAUCCUGAAGCAACACCUCAAGGAAACACUAAGCCUGGUGGACAGACUACUGAGAUAACUUCUCCAAAAACUGAAGAUGCUGAAGUUUCAUCUCAAGAAUCUACAACUGCAAAAUCAGCAGAGAAAGAGAAAGAAUCAGCUCCAGUGAAACCUGUAGAGGAAGAUACUCCCAAACCAGAUAAACGAGCAUCUUCCGAACAUGCUGAGAGUGGAAAACAGACUACAGGAGAGGAUGCAAAGGAGGACGCUUCUGCAAAAAAAGACAAAUCUGAUAGUAUGAAGGAAGAAACUAAGAAAUCUGAGCAUAUGGAAAAAGAGCAAGAGGAUAACAAACUAACAGAGAAACCUGUGGGGGAAAAGCAAGAGGAUGUGUCAGGUAAAGACGAAAAGCAACAGAAACCUGAGGAGUCUGUAAAAGAUAGCAAAGCUGAACUGGCAGACAAUGUGAAAACAGGAAAAGGUGAAAAUAGUAAGGCUAAAGAACCAGAAAAGACACAAAAAGAGAUUUCAAAGGAUGCCGAAGAACAAUCACAACCGGAAAUGUCAAAGAAACAGGAGGACAGCAAAAGCAGUAGUGAUCUAGAAUGUGUGACAAUUGAAAAGGGUGAAGCUGGUAAUCUGAAAGAAACCGAAAAGACACAAGAAGACCUUUCCAAAGUUGCUGAAGAAAAACCACAACCUCAAAAGCCACAAAUACAAGAGGACAGCAAAAGUGCAGACAGCAUCAAAACAGAAGAGACUGAACAUGCUAAGCCUAAAGAAGCAGAAAAGACACAAGAAGUUUCAAAAGAAGAAAAAUCACAACCCCAAAAGUCACAAAUACAAGAGGACAGCAAAAGUGCAGACAGCAUCAAAACAAACGAGACUGAACAUGCUAAGCCUAAAGAAGCAGAAAAGACACAAGAACUUUCCAAAGAAGAAAAAUCACAACCCCAAAAGCCACAAAAACAAGAGGACAACAAAAGUGCAGACAGCAUCAAAACAGAAGAGACUGAACAUGCUAAGCCUAAAGAAGCGGAAAAGACACAAGAAGUUUCAAAAGAAGAAAAAUCACAACCCCAAAAGUCACAAAUACAAGAGGACAGCAAAAGUGCAGACAGCAUCAAAACAGAAGAGACUGAACAUGCUAAGCCUAAAGAAGCAGAAAAGACACAAGAAGUUUCAAAAGAAGAAAAAUCACAACCCCAAAAGUCACAAAUACAAGAGGACAGCAAAAGUGCAGACAGCAUCAAAACAAACGAGACUGAACAUGCUAAGCCUAAAGAAGCGGAAAAGACACAAGAACUUUCCAAAGAAGAAAAAUCACAACCCCAAAAGUCACAGAUACAAGAAGACCACAAAAGUGACAGCGUAAACAGUGUCAAAACAGAAAAUGUUGAACGUGCUAAGACUAAAGAAACAGAAAAGACACAAGAGGACCUUUCAAAAGUUGGGAAAGAAAAAUCACAACAUGAAAAGUCACAGAAAACGGACGACCAAAAAAGUGACAGUGUAGACAGUGUUAAAACAGAAAAGGUUGAACAUGCUAAGACUAAAGAAGCAGCAAUGACACAAGAAGAACCUUUCAAAGUUGCAGAAGAAAAAUCACAACCUGAAAAGUCUCAGAUACAGGAAGCCCGCAAAAGUGACAGUGUAGACGGCAUCAAAACAGAAAAGGUUGAACAUGCAAAGCCUAAAGAAACUGAAAAGACACAGGAGGACCGCUCCAAAGUUGAGGAGGUAAAAUCAUCUGAGAAGUCAAAGAAACAGGAGGACAGCAAAAGCGAUAGCAGAGCUGAAAGUGUGACAACAAGCGGAGGGGAAGCUGAAGUCACAGAGAAACAGGUUGAUGAAACCCCGAGUAAUCAACCCCCAAAAGCCCAGGAAACAACAUCUGAUGCAAAGCAUGAGCAAAAGGAUACUAAAGAAAGCAAAGAGAUGCCAGAAAAAGCUGAAGAGGUGGAGAGUGUGGUGACCAAAGGCAGUGAAACCAGCAAAGAUGUUAAAAGUCAAGAAACUGUCCAAAAAGACAAAGAAUCAGACAGUGGUGCACAUGAAGUGAUGGCUGCAAAAUCUGAGACGUCAACCAAAACAGAAGCUAAAGCUCUGGAGAAGACAGAGCAGGUCAAGGACAGCAGCAUGGAGGACAACAUGGACACCAAAGGUCCAGAAGAAACAACUAAACCCUCUAGUGUAAAGUAGAAUAUAAACAGCAGAAAAUAUUGAUUAAAAUGUCUUUGAGAAUAGAGAAUGUUCAAAUAGCAGCCUUGACAAAUAAAUUACAUCCGCGUGAUCUCAGUUCAGCAUGACUUUUAGAAACUGCUUUUUGGAAGUGUAAUAUUCUGAUGCAAGAUGCAUGCUUACUUACACUGUGUACAUAACGAAUGUGAAUUAUGAGGAAUGUAUACAAUUUUAUUUUGCUACAUCCCUUGCUCUGAUAAGCCAAAAUGUAUGUAUUAAAAGUGCUAUACAUUACAGUAACUGAAUAAAUAUUCCAGCA
Messenger RNA from Carassius auratus (goldfish), 4523 nucleotides. Its product is annotated as neurofilament medium polypeptide. The transcript has 3 exons. Gene Ontology annotation, molecular function: structural constituent of postsynaptic intermediate filament cytoskeleton. The record is from RefSeq and is a predicted model, not a curated record. Gene Ontology annotation, biological process: neurofilament bundle assembly; axon development. Gene Ontology annotation, cellular component: axon; neurofilament; postsynaptic intermediate filament cytoskeleton. Lineage: Eukaryota; Metazoa; Chordata; Actinopteri; Cypriniformes; Cyprinidae. The coding region runs from base 281 to 4225 and encodes 1314 amino acids.